UCAUUUUUUGGGGAUGCACGAAAAAGGCAAAAUGCAUUCUGUUUUUCUUCCACGCUCUACCAGCAGUCAGAAAAGCAGCUUUCUCACACCGACGCACGUCCUUGGCGUUUUUCAUAGGCUGCGUCGGAAUCGGACCUCAACUGGUGACGUGAGAGAGUGGAUGCAGCCGUAACCUGGCGUUGGCAGUGGUGGCAGAUGAGAGAGAAGCAUGCUGCGGUCGGUAACCUGAAGCUGGCAGAGGAACGGUUUUCUGACAGUUGUCUCGUAAAAAGGAACCAUAUCCCAUUUUACGAGAGGAAAAUACUGAAGAGUAUUGUCUACGACGCUGUCUUUCUGUGUGCAAAAGUUUUGAUAUUUUGCAAAGUUAUGAUGUUGCUCUUUAUAAUAUGCUACAGAUAAUUAUGGAAAGUCAUGAUGUCAGGAAUCUAGCAUUUGCCAUGUUGGGUGUUAAAAGCAAAUUAUCGUUCAUUUGGUGCAAAUAAUAAGAGGACCAAAGUAGCCUAAUGAUUUCAAAAGUGUAACUGGGAAAAUGGAUCCACUUUUCAACGUAACUAAUUCAUCAAGCAACUGGACUAAGUCAUCGGAAACAAAUGACACAAAUCAUGAGAACCAAUUUGUGCAAGCCGUUUGGAAAGUGGCUCUUUGGGCACUAGCUUACAGCAUCAUCAUCAUCGUAUCCGUUGUGGGAAAUAUAGUGGUAAUAUGGAUCAUACUGGCACACAAACGCAUGAGAACUGUGACAAACUACUUUCUUGUGAACUUAGCGUUUGCCGAAGCAUCUAUGUCAGCCUUCAACACUGUCAUCAACUUCAUCUAUGGAGCGCACAAUAACUGGUAUUUUGGCUUGGGUUACUGUCGGUUCCACAACUUCUUUCCAAUUGCCGCAGUUUUUUCAAGUAUCUAUUCAAUGACAGCAAUUGCUUUAGACAGGUACAUGGCCAUUAUCCAUCCCCUCAAACAGCGGAUGACUGCCACUGAGACCAUGGUGGUCAUCGGCGUGAUCUGGGUCCUGGCCCUCGUGCUGGCCUUCCCCCAGUUCUAUUACUCGGACCUCGACUACUUCCCAACGCGUGUGGUGUGCUACAUCGACUGGCCUGUCUACAUCGAGAAGAUCUACUAUGUGUUGCUGGCUGUGCUGAUCUACCUUCUGCCCCUACUGGUGAUGGGCUGUGCCUACCUAGAGGUCGGGCUCACUCUGUGGGCCAGCGAGAUCCCAGGGGACUCGUCCGAUCGCUACAAGGAGCAGCUUACUGCCAAGCGCAAGGUGGUGAAGAUGAUGAUUGUGGUGGUGUGCACCUUCGCCGUCUGCUGGCUGCCCUUCCACGUCUACUUCUUCCUGGGCCACUUCUUCCCCAGCCUGCUGCAGAGGACUUUCAUCCAGCAGGUGUACCUGGCCAUUAUGUGGCUGGCCAUGAGCUCCACCAUGUACAACCCCAUCAUCUACUGCUGUCUCAACGACAGGUUCCGUGCCGGCUUCAAGCAAGCGUUCCGCUGGUGCCCGUUUGUGCCCGAAGGCGCCUAUGAGGGUCUGGAGAUGAAGUCCACCCGCUACCUGCACACACAGACCAGCAUGUACAAGACCAGCCGCAUGGAGACCACCAUGUCGACGGUGCUGCCGCAGGGCACCGACAAGGACCCCAGGGCAGGAGCGUGCGUGUGCACGGCGGUGGCGGCGGCAGGGGGAGUCGCGGCCGCGCGCCGGAGUUCAGUUGACCUGGCCUCCAACGGCUCCUCGUCACGGAGCAUUUCCAAGACCGUGUCGGAGACCUCCAGCUUCUACUCCAGCAACAACCUGCCUGAGUAGUCUCCUCCUCCUCCUCCUCUCUUCUCCUCACCCCCCCCCCCAGCUCUGCUCAUCCACUGACUGUCAGACUUACUGUUUGUGAGUGUGUCUGUGUGUGUGUGUGUGUGUGUGUGUGUGUUUUCAUGCCGCUGUGCAUAUCACCCGUGUGCCAGCAUGUCCGAUGAACUCUGCUGAAACAGCAUGCCCUGGUUUCUGGGCAGGAUUGUUUCACCAAGGGCACUAUCGCACAGUCACCUUCUCUGCGUAGAUUUAAAGCUAUUGGACAUUAUUUCCUGUGGCCAUUGAUGAAUCACACACACACACACACACACACACACACACACACACACACACACACACACACACACACACACACACACACACACAGCAGUCUGGCUCAUAGGUUUCAUAAUCCCCAAUUUACACGCUGCACACCAUUUGGUGAUGUGGUUUGUGCAAUGGGACCUCCAUUGUCUGAAUGUAUAUUUUACAGUAUCGAUUGGCUGCUAGGCUUCAAACUGUUAACUGCAGUUUGCCUGUUCAUAGCAGCUUGUGAACUGAAGCUCACUCAAAGUGCUUUUGACUGAAGAAGAGUGUGUCAAAACCACUGACCUCAAAUGCAGCAAACACCAUGGAUUUGUGUACAUUACUCUCAACUUUGUUAUCAUUUAAUGUUUUCCAUGUAGUGCAAUAGACACUACAAACGUGUAUAUAGGCUCUGAAGUAGCAGACCAUGUCUGAGGAAAAUGAGAAGACUGUACAGCAGGCUGGGUUAUAAGACAGAGAAAAAAAUAAUGGAGAAAAAGUGUUCCGAGGUGGUGCCACCGCGUGUUACGUCUGGCUGUGCUUUACCAAACAAGACUAUGUUAGAAUCACAGCUGAAGGUAUGACUAUAUUCAGCGGAACAUAAUAUCUUGGGGAGUAGUUUUCACAGCUUGUUUUCUUUUUGUGCCAUUGCAAGCAACUAUUUCACGCAAUCUAGCCGAGUAGCAACAACACACAACACACAUACACUAACACAUACACAUAAACGCACAUAGCCAAGGCAGUGGUAAAAUUAGCUCAGCAGUCUUCUACAGUGCUCUUCCCAGGUCUGCUGCGGAAGCAUUUGUGAGUGUGAGUUUGUGUGUGUGUGUGUGUGUGUGUGUGUGUGUUUGUGUGUGUGAGUAGAGUAAUAUGGAAGAAGGGGAUACUGAACAAAUAACAAAUGGAUCAAAUACAUAUCAUUGUAUAUUCCUGUUAGGACCAGAACUUGCCCUGAAUUGUUAAUUGCCUCUUCCUACUAUACUACCAUACACACCAAACUAUUACAUGUAGAUCCUCUGUGACAUGCUGUUGGUGUUUGUAUGGGGGUGAAGGAGUCAGAUGGAGAGAGAGACUUGAUAAAGACUGGAAUUCUCAAAUAGAGAUCCCAGUUCCCAGUGACAGUUUGGUACCUGGUGGUAUUUAGAAACAUGCCCAUUAGAAUGAAUGUUGUGUGUAUAUGUGUCUUUACAGUAAGCCUGUGGUUGACUGUGUAUAUGUAUUGGGGCGGGGGGACUCCAUGACUUGAGUGCAAAAAAUGUGUACGUUUGUGCAUACAGUAUGUAUAAGUGAAUGUUUCAUAUGAGCAAAUGUGUCCUGAAAUGAGUGCAAAUCCAUGCACAUCUGUAUGCAUCCGUGCAGUGAUUGAGGACUGAGGCCACACACUCUGCAGAUGCAUCCAAGGGCCCUGAAUGAUCUCUCUCUCUCUCUCUCUCUCUUUCACACACACACACACACACACACACCUGGACACCUCAGGCCUCCUGGCUGUGCUGAGUCUCCUGAGACCUAACAUGGCUCACCCUGACAUGCAGCCCUCCCUGCAUUAGCGGAUCGUUCAUGUGGCCCUGGCUUAACACUACAGCAUCAACGUGCUCGCUGUGGUUAAUGUAUGCAGCUGUUUCAAAGUGACUGUGGCCGUCUGGUCCAUGCCUGACAUGAGUGGCCCUACCUACCGUUAUCCGAUCCGUUUGAUGCAGCUUGCCAUAUUUUAUCAUAGCUCUGCUGUUUAAUCCAGUUUCCAUUCUCCUGGAAAACAAUUUCAAAAGCAGGAAAUGAGGCGCAAUUGUUGAGCCAUGGGCUCUGUGGGUUUAACACAAACAGACGGCAUUGCAUGCCAAAUCAAAUGGCUGCCUCAAUGUGAUGUGCCGAUGCCGGCACCUGUUAGAAUUUAGAGAUUCAAAGUUAUUCUGUUCAGGAUGGAAGUAUUCUGUUCAUGGAUAAAGUAGUUGUUCUAUAGAAGAUGAAAAGGAGAUAAGUAAGUGAUGAAACAAUCCUCAGCACGUUCAGAUCAGUAAGAUUUUGUUGAUUCUUUGUGUUAAUUAACGUGUUGGUGAUAAAUAGUUCUUUUUUUAUUAUUAUAUAUAUAUAUAUAUAUAAGACAGCAGCUGUUUCUUUGUACUUUUAAUGUGGUUUUAUUUAACUUGUACUGUUAUUUAGAGUGAUUGUACAAGAGAAGUGGUAUUAAUGUUGCGUAUACAGAGAACAAUGUAUAAUUUCUUGUCACAUAAAAACCACACGGUCAUUUCUAAUCUAGUGUACAAGUUCAAUACAAACUUUUACCAACAGUGCAAAUCACUGUAGCUUUGCAGAACAAUGUUUUUGAGCAUUAAUCUAUAUGUUGCUGAAUUGUUUUCCCAGUAAAUCUCACAUUAUUGUCACUGUAGUGCAAUUGUGCUUUUGUUGUGCUGUGCUCACUGUAUGCAUCACAAAAAAGUGUUCUGCCUAUUGACAACAAUUGACAUACAUUAUCCAUCUAUCAAUAAAAUAGAUUGAUUUAGUUUUGUUUAAAGAAAAGAGAAUCAAAGCACCCCAAGCCCAAUAAUGUGCCUUCAACUACACAGCCAUUACACCGCAUAGGUCCUUAGGAAGACACUAAAUAGAUAGAUAGAUAGAUAGAUAGAUAGAUACUUUAUUGAUCCCCAGGGGAAAUUCAAGCAAUUCACUAGUGUCUAGGCAGACAUAAAAAAAACUUAUUUGCCUCUAAUUCUUAUUCCAGUCCACUGUUGUUGUGUCUGGUCAGAUGGUGCCUAGAGGGGGGUGCAGAUGUAACAUUGUUGUAUUGGAGAAGACCUUUGUUUUCACCACGAUGGCUCGUGCACUGACAGCUCGUGCACUGAACUCAGUCCCCAGCUGAGAUCUCUAUCUCUCUUUCCUUCUCUCCACGUUCCACUCAGUUUGAGAGUCUUCAUUUUUCUGGCAGUGUGCUUUCCACAUCAGUCAGCAGAGAAGGCGUGUUCAGUCCUGUUCCAUGUUUUGUCUGUCAAUCCAAAUCAAAGGCAAACUGUGCCCCCCCUGACUUUCAUAGGAUGUGUGGUAGUAUUUCAGAGUAUGAGUUUGCAUUGCUUUGACUUAAAUGUCAAGCACUGACAAUACAAGAAUACGAAGAGAGAACAUAAAGGGAAAACACCAGUGACUGGGCUUCUAUUAAACAAUGAAUGGUUAUGGGAGAGGGGGUCCAGGGCAGGGCCGCAGUGGGGCCACUUUUCAGCCCGGGAGUUUCAGGCCCAAGACCGGCCCACUUUUUUAGUGGUCGUGGAAAUUGGAUAAAUAAUAUAUAUUUCCCUCGACCGGCCCAAAAGUGAAGCGGCCCACCGGGAAUUUUCCCGAUUCUCCCGAUUACCCACUCCGGGCCUGGUCCAGGGUGAGAAAGAGGUGAAAGGAACGAGAUAUUUCACAAACUGUGCCCUGCGGAUGUAUGCUAGAGAGAGGGAGAAAGAGAGAAGAAGAGGAGGUUGAUAUCAAAAUUAAUGAACAGACUUGGGUGGGCACGACAGAAACAGAUCGAUCACACAACGUAGCACAGCCAGCAUUUUAAGCGAGGAAGGCUGAGAGAAGAACACGAACCCCCCAGAGAAGCAGACGACGGGCGAAAGUAAUCACCAGGGAAAACACCGCAGCAGAGAGAGAGAGAGAGAGAGUACGAGAGAGAAAGCGCCCGAUGUCAGCACGUCGCACCUGUGGAGUGUUUGUCGCCGCGUUAAACCCAGCGGAUGCGCUGCACAUGCAAACGCAUCCUAAUUCCAUCUCACCGCUCUCAUCAAACAAGGAUUCACGCCUCUGCAAAAGAGGCUCAAUAUAACCGAAAAUAGAUUAAUUUAGAGGUGUGAGUUGAAAAGGGAGAUGAUUUGAGUUGGGAUGUAAUUUACUUAACCUUCCUUAAAAUCAUUUGUGGGCAGGGAGAAUGCUGUUUAUGUCCUUUAGAGCACGGGGUGCUGCUUUCAAGUUGAAUCGUUUUCAUGCCAUUACACCUACAUAUCACCAUCCACUUACUUAUAUCGAUUAUAUGAUAGCAAUCAUAUUUCAAUGGUAUGGUCUUUUUGUGUGAAAAUGAAACUGAAUGGUUUAUAAGUUAACUUGUAGAUGUGUGAAUGCAUUUAAAGCAGUAAGUGUUCUGCUGAGUUUUCUUUGGGCUGAUAUAAAAGAAGGUAUUAACCUAAAUCUCAGUCGCUGCUCCCCCUUUAGACGUUUCCAUUCAGUCUCACAGGGCAUGUGUUUUUAUCAACUUGCUAAGACGGUGUGCAUAAUGUAUUUUCACAGCUUUGCCAUUCUGCCCCCAAAAUAAAGAAUGCUC
Alosa alosa (allis shad) is the source of this 6380-nucleotide messenger RNA. It is a transcript of the gene tacr1a, whose product is annotated as tachykinin receptor 1a. The coding region runs from base 530 to 1804 and encodes 424 amino acids. Gene Ontology annotation, cellular component: plasma membrane; sperm midpiece. Gene Ontology annotation, biological process: G protein-coupled receptor signaling pathway; positive regulation of flagellated sperm motility. The record is from RefSeq and is a predicted model, not a curated record. The transcript has 5 exons. Lineage: Eukaryota; Metazoa; Chordata; Actinopteri; Clupeiformes; Clupeidae. Gene Ontology annotation, molecular function: substance P receptor activity.